Penicillium egyptiacum is the source of this 1125-nucleotide messenger RNA. Lineage: Eukaryota; Fungi; Ascomycota; Eurotiomycetes; Eurotiales; Aspergillaceae. The record is from the annotation of a GenBank genome assembly.
AUGCAAUCCACCCCGGGUAUGGCUUUUUGUCUGAGCGCGGAGUUCGCACAGGAGGUCUUAGAUGCCGGACUGACCUGGAUCGGGCCCGAUCCAUCCGUUAUCGAGGCUCUGGGUGACAAAGUAGAGGCCCGGCACAUUGCAAUGCGGGUAGGCGCCCCACUGGUUGCGGGAAGUGAUGGCCCCGUGUCGACAGUGGCAGAAGUUCUCGCCUUCGCGCAGCAGCAUGGCCUUCCAGUCGCGAUCAAGGCCGCUUAUGGAGGCGGUGCACGUGGUCUAAAAGUGGCCUGGACCAUGGAAGAGCAAUUCCGCAUUGCCGAGGGCUUGCCGCUCUGCGUAACGCAUGCCCCCGUCCCCCGGGGUCAUUCUAUCGAAUUCCGUAUCAAUGCAGAAGACCCUGGUCAUGAUUCCCUUCCCCCUCCGGGCGUGAUCACCACCUUUGAAACCUCCUUCGGCCUGGGGGUCCGGCUAGAGAGCGGCGUUGUCGCCGGUUCCACCAUUCCAGCCGUUUACGACUCGCUCAUGGCGAAGUUGAUCAUCUCCGGCGCAACUCGUGAGCAAGUACUGGCUCGCGCGCGCCGAGCACUCCAAGAAUUUUGCAUCAGUGGGCUUCCAACCAUCCUACUAUUUCACCGUGCAGUGCUCGAGACAGAUGAUUUUAUUGGCAAAUGCGGCCUGAAAGUCCAUAUGCGCUGGGUCGAAACUGAUUUCAUCGCGAUGCCGACACCAAGAGUCCGCCCUGACCCAACUGAGACGUCAGUUAUUCGAACCAGCGUGGAAAUAGAUGGCAAGCUCGUCUCAGUGGGGAAUCUGAGCCAGCUCUUAAGCGGAUUGGGUUCUAUUGGCGUCGGUCCGGCUGCCACCGCCGAAAGAGAGCCAGAGCCAUCUCGCUCAGGAAGCGACAACAUUUUCGCGCCAGUUUGUGGAACACUCCGAGCUUGCACGGUCACAAACGCGUACGUAUCGAAGGUCGAUUUUCUCGCUGUCAUGGAGGCCAUGAAAAUGGAGACGCAGAUUGCCGCGCCGAAGGCUGGAAUUGUGCGUCUUGCUGCUAAGGAAGGUGAAUGUCUUCAGGCUGGUGAUACGCUGUUCAUAUUCCAAGAUUCAGUACUUUUGGAAAAAUAUUGA